UAGGUAGAAGUCUAGAAGUUUAGAAGUUACCAAGUUACAGUUACAUUUAGUUGAGUUGAGAGAGCACUCAAAGGUCGUAGGACGAGCUGUCAAGGUUAUCUAGAAACAUUUUAAUUGCGGGAACCUUAAGUUUAUAGUGCUUUUUUUCAAAUUAAGAACUGUAAAAGACAAGCUGAACCGAUUAAACUGUCACUUAUUUUAAUUUCAACCCUUCAAUAUGGCAGAGUACCACAUAGAAGAUAAGAUGAAAAAUGUUAGUUGUAAUUCCGAUAUCAACAUAUUACUAUUAGGAGCAUCAGGAGUUGGCAAAUCAACUUUCAUCAAUGCAUUUGCCAACUACCUAACUUUUAUUGAUAUUGAGGAAGCGAAAUACAAUGCACCAAUGGUACUAAUUCCUGGCAAGUUUACUGUGUUUGAUAAUGAGGGUAACGCACAUGAUAUUACUACGGGAGAUCCAGAUAAAAACGAAUAUAUACAAACUGGAGAAUCUGCUACCCAGGACGUGAAAACUUAUGUUUUUCCAAUAAUGGAUGGAGCAAUAAAAAUACGUCUCAUUGACACUCCAGGAAUGGCUGAUAACAGAGGAAUAGAUCAGGACGAUAUAAAUGCCGAAAAUAUUUUAAGAUAUAUUGCCAAUUUACAUGAGCUGCAUGCUAUUUGUUUUCUUUUAAAACCUAACGAAUCCAGAUACACAGUCUUUUUCCAAUACUGUAUGAAUCAAAUUUUUUCACGCUUGGAUAAGAGCGCAUGCGAUAAUAUCAUCUUUUGUUUUACACAUACGAGAGGAUCAGAUUAUGGGCCUGGAGCAUCCAUUAGAAUAUUGGAAAAGGCAAUAAAUGAAAUUGCCAGCCGCCCUCCUUAUGCUAAAAUUAGUAUGAAGAGAAAUAUUUUUUAUUUUGAUAAUGAAUCUUUUAAAUAUCUCUCAUCCGUUCAGAGGGGCAUUCGUUUUGACCCUAAUAUUGAAGAAAGAAAUAAAGAGAGCUGGGACAAGUCUGCUCAACAGAGUUGGAAAUUAAUUAGAUAUAUAACAGGAGAUAGCAAAAAUAAGCCACUAAGGCCUCACUUUGUAAAGAGUACAAAUGCUAUCAACGAAGCUAGAAGAAUGAUCACUCAACUGUCACAACCUCUGGCAGAGAUAACCCAAUUAAUACAUCACAAUAUGAGUGUUUUAGAAAGACACAACGAAAUAUUACGAAAUGCUAAUGAAACAUUAGAUGAAAUGAAAAACAAACUUUAUGUACCAGUUAUUGGUUUGGAAAGUACUACCUUAAACCAACCUGUAACAGUUUGUGCAGAAAGAAAGUGUUGCGAAGUUUAUACUAUAGGCGAAAAAAAUGUUUUUCAUUAUAAACAGAGAUGUCACGAUCCGUGCUACUUAACAGGAGUUCCUAAAGAUAUUAUUGGUGCAGCGGAACUAAUAGAUUGUUGGGCGAUGAACGGGACCUCAACUUGUACUCAGUGCAUGUGUGAUUUUAAAGUGCACAUGCAUGUGUAUUAUCUAACAAAACCUGUAGAAAAACAAGAAGUUGAUGAAAAUAUCCAAAGAAACAUAACCAGCAAAGAGGAUUUGAUAAAAAGUAAACAACAAGUUAUAAGAGAUAUAGAAGUAAAACAUAGUGAGUUACAUAAUGAACAUCAAGUUGUUGUAGAAAUUUGUGCUAAAUUCGCUCACUUCUUACAAAACAAUGCCAUCACUCCGUUCAAUGAUUCCUACAAGGAAUAUAUUGAGUAUCUCAUUAACAGAGAAAGGUCAUUGGGAAGAGAUUGUAAUAAAGAAACUGUCAAACAUCUUGAACAGCUUUUACUUCAGUACGUCGAAAUCAAAAACCGUUUCGACGAAGCCCUUAAGAGUAACAAAGCCAUGGGCAAAGAUGCAGUCAUUACUGCUGAAGAUGUAAGUGAAUCUAUCAAUAAAUUGUACAGUUUAAAGCAUAAUGGCAAGAAAAUUGAAGAACUGUACAAUUGCCAGAAGAAGUCAAGAACUAAAGAAUUUAAAAAUAUGGAAUAUAUUCACAAAAUGCCGUGCAAGGCCAAAGUGGAAAAAAGCGAAGAAAAGAAAAAGAAGGACCAGAAACAAAAAUUUGAAAAGGAUGAUAUCGAUGUAGAUAACGAAAAGAAAAAUAAAUAUAUAGACCAGAAACAAGAAGUUAAAGAGGAUGAAAUCAAUAUAGAUAAUGAAAAGAAAAAUAAAAAUAUAGGCCAGAAACAAGAAGUUGAAGAAGAUGAUAUCAAUGCAGAUAAUGAAAAUAAAAAUAAAAAUAUAGACACUAGGCAUACCAUAGAACCCAGACAAGACAUUCAAAAUACAAAGAAAGAAAGAAAUAUUCUCUGGGGUAUUGUAAACUGGUUUUUUGGUCCUUCCCAAAGGCGAAUUCAUCAGGUGCAGAAAGACCAUACAAACAGGGGAGACUCCGAUUCGGACAAAUCCGAUUCAGAUUAAAACUUUCGUUCUUUUUUUAUUAAUAUAUUAGUACCUAAGUGUUUUAGUAUAAGUACCUACCGUUCGCUCACCCAAAUGUCGAAUUAGUAACAUUGUAAAAUCAUUUUGUAUUAACUAAACUAUCGGGCAAAUCCGAUUGAGAUUAAAACUUUCUUUCUGUUUUUAUUAAUAUAUUAGUACCUAAGUGUUUUAGUAUAAGUACCUACCGUUCGCUCACCCAAAUGUCGAAUUAGUAACAUUGUAAAAUCAUUUUGUAUUAACUAAACUAUCGGACAAAUCCGAUUCAGAUUAAAACUUUCGUUCUUUUUUUAUUAAUAAUAUAUUAGUACCUAAGUGUUUUAGUAUAAGUACCUACCGUUCGCUCACCCAAAUGUCGAAUUAGUAACAUUGUCAAUUCAUUUUGUAUUAACUAAACUAUAGCACCAAAACUAAAGUUUUGUAGGUGUCUGAAUGAAUCAAAUAAAAUUAUUUAGAGUUGACAAUAAUCCUCCCAUUGCUGUUUUUUUUUUCUUAAUUGAAUUUUUUACUUUUUCAAAAUAUAUUACCGAACCAGGUUUCUUGCUAUUCUUUCCUAUACAGCUCAUAGUAUUUUUUAAUGAAGGUACCUAUAUAUUUAUAUUUCGAAUAUUUUUCUGAAGUUGGUACGUAUAGCAAUCUGGUUAUCAAAAUACACCAGUUGCACUAAGUUUGAUUUUCUGUAUGGUACUUACUCUCUUUCUUAAACAUCUAUUCUCUAUUGUUCGCAGUAAAAAAUAUAUUUAUUUGUCUUAUGACGUUAUUUAUGACAUCGUUCGAAGUAAUGAUUAUAUAGGUAGUGAAGGGCAAAAUUAUGAAAUAAAUUAAUUUCUUCGAGAAUGGGAGAUUUUGGUAAGAAAUCCCGAAACAGGUCAAUUUAUAUUUUUAAACCAUGAUUAUUUUGCAUAUAUAUCAUACUAGUGAUGUCAUCCAUCUGGGUGUGAUGACGUAAUCGAUCAUUUUUUAACUGAGAAUAGGGGUCGUGUGAUAGUUCAGUUGAAAGGUUAUCCAAUUCUCUUUUCAGUAAAAUAAACAUUACCAUAAUUAUUUUAUAUUAUUUAUACAGAGUGGCCAAAAUGAUUUUGUAAAUAAAUUAAUUCACACAAAAAGAAGAAUGUAUGUAAUUUAUUUAAUUCAAAAUACAUUUUACUGCAGUCAGAAAACAGAAACAGAUGACAAAUGAACAUAGCUUUUCGCUUAAAUUAGAUGUUCAAACUGCCAAGAGGCAGGUGGAUGGGAGCCUUAACAUUAAAUUUAACCAAAAAGCAAUGUUUAUUUUUCAACAUUUUUUUCUAGUUUCUUAGAGCAGUAAAAUGCAUUUUGAAUUAAAUAAAUUACAUACAUUCUUCUUUUUUUUUGUGAAUCAAUUUAAUACAAAAAUUAUUUUUUUUCCUACCAUGUAUAAAUUAUUAUGGUGAUGUUUACAUUACUGAAAUGAGAUUGGAAUAACUUUUCAAAUGAACUAUCAAACGAGCCCUAUUCUAAUUUUAAAAAAAUUAUCGAUUAUAACAUGUAUGCCCAAAAAUCAUAAUUUAAAAAUGAAAAUCGACCUGUUUCGGGAUUUCCCUCCAAAAUCUCCCAUUCUCGAAAAAAUAAAUUUAUUACAUAAUUUUGAGUCUCUCUGUAUAGGCCGAACCUACUUGGUAGAUUUGCUCUUUUGUUUAUAUAUUAUCUUCUUUUUAUAAUUUUGUUUUAUUUGUUGUUCAUUUGUUAAGUACCUACAUUCUUCAGAAUUGAUUUAACUUACCGAGUUUAUCACGAGAUAUCAACUUCAUUGUUUUCGUUGCUUUUAUUGUAUCAUAUUUCUCUUAUUGUAUUCCUCUUUGUCCAUUUACUUCUUGUUUUUGUUACUCUAAAUUCUAAAUCCUCCUCAAAAUGUACAGUUCAUAAUAAUUUAUAUUGAGUAGUAUUCUUGAUAACUUGUUUUGUAACUCAUCUUCUUAUUUCU
Diabrotica virgifera virgifera (western corn rootworm) is the source of this 4403-nucleotide messenger RNA. RefSeq lists its product as uncharacterized. Lineage: Eukaryota; Metazoa; Arthropoda; Insecta; Coleoptera; Chrysomelidae. The transcript has 11 exons. Bases 218 to 2440 code for a protein of 740 amino acids. The record is from RefSeq and is a predicted model, not a curated record.